This is a messenger RNA of Argiope bruennichi, 6477 nucleotides long. RefSeq names its product cell adhesion molecule DSCAM-like. Gene Ontology annotation, molecular function: protein binding. The record is from RefSeq and is a predicted model, not a curated record. Gene Ontology annotation, biological process: cell-cell adhesion. The transcript is spliced from 16 exons. Lineage: Eukaryota; Metazoa; Arthropoda; Arachnida; Araneae; Araneidae. The coding region runs from base 492 to 2990 and encodes 832 amino acids.
AGGGUCGGAGGGUGAUCCAGUGUUCGAUCGAUAGUUAGGGGGUGGCGUAUUUUUUCCCGUCAUGCUUCCCCCGUCGGAUUUUCCACCGCUUCCACCCCUUGUGGUUGAUGUGGAUCCGUCGAUGUCAUCCAUAGCAAGGCAAAAGUUGGCGCAUAUUGGCGAUGAAAAAUGUUCGGCUUUGAGCAAUUAAAAUUCAUUUUGGAUGUCUCUACUAGGUAUCAUUCAGGCACCAAUGAGAAAUGAGCGCCAAUUUUGGCAACCCUCUGCACUGCCGAUCUUUGUCCAUUUCAGAGACCAGGGAGGAGGGUGUAAGUUUCCGAAUAUCGAACAACCCUGCUGACUCAUAGUAGCGACGGAAGAUACUCUCUCUACAGAAUGCUAACAUGGAUUUCAAAAAUGGUUUGAUGCCGGAAAAAUGUGUGUCGGAGCGUCUGAACGAUUUUCAAAGACAAAUGCCACGUUGUACCACUUAGGAUUUUGAGAAACAAAUCAUGAUGAAUUUGAGGCGCCCGAUAUUGAUUUAUUCAUCUGGAAUUAUCUUUUCCAUGAUGGGCAUAGCUGCAGCUUCUAUGGCUGCUACUUUGGUUCCUCCAAAAUUGAUGCCCUUGUCGAGGAUCGCCCAGUUGCGGAAGGGGGAGCGAUACCACGUGACGUGCAGCACGAGCGAUGGCUCCCCUCCCCUCACCUUCACGUGGUCGAAAGACGGGGAAACGAUUGAGCCCCGAGAGAAUCCCCCCAGCCCCACCGAGAUUGGGAUUCGAAGGCUGGACGAGUUCUCCACGUCCUUGGUAGUGGAGGACGUGCAAGAGCAGCACACUGGCAACUACAGCUGCACUGUGGCCAAUGCAGCUGGGAGAGAUUCAGGAACGACCAGCCUGCAGGUGCUAUUUCCACCUCUCUGGGUGCGACCCCCAAGUGACGUAUCUGUCGUUGCCGGAAGCAAAAUUAACUUGCAUUGUGAAGCCAAAGGAUCACCAAAACCUACUAUCACAUGGAGGAAAAAUACAGAUUUUUCAGCCAUGGAUUUUGAAGUCGUCCACUCCGAUGGUCGGUUGCGCAUUUCGGACGAUGGCCAGAGUCUCAAAAUCCCAGAAGCGAAGAAAGAAGACGAAGGUUUCUAUGAAUGCCAUGUUACUAAUGGGAUUGGAGAUCAGCUGAGGAAAUCCAUCAGAGUGGAAGUACAAGUUCCUCCCAAGGUGGCCGCCGGUCCCAGUUCCAUGGUCGUGGAGAAGAACAAAGACGUCAAUAUACAAUGCAAUAUGACCGGCGACUCCCCCCUCAACAUCAUGUGGGAAAAAAAUGGGCGACCUCUUGAGUCACGGAAACCCAAAAUCCAGAUUCAAGAAUUUCCAACUGACAAUGGAGUGACAUCUUCCCUUCUUUUAUUGCACGUAGACAGAGGCAGUAGCGGCCUUUAUGUUUGCAAAGCGAAGAACAGCUAUGGUGAAAGCUAUCGAAUUAUCAAUGUAGAUGUUGUAGAAAUUCCGGGUCAACCCAAAGAUUUGACUGUGAGUCAAAUUUGGAGCAGAAGUCUUCAGCUGACUUGGGUUUCUCCUUACCAUGGCAAUAGACCUAUAACUGCUUAUAUCAUUCAUUAUUGGAAAACAGAAGGGAAAUCUGAACCACCCCCGGAGAAACCUCAGGAACUGAGAAUCGCUUCCCUACAGACGGUGGCUGUAGUGUCCGAACUUCUUCCAAACAGUAUUUAUAGCCUGUACGUGGUGGCCGAAAACGAAGUCGGUAUGAGCCCUCCCUCAGAAACAGUCACAGCCACGACAAGAGAAGAAGAACCCGAUUGGGCUGUGACUGAAGUGACAGUUAUAGAUAAACAUGCUACUUCCGCUAAACUUCGGUGGAAGUGUCCACCGAAGAGCAACUGGAAUGCUCCAUUGAAGGGCUUUUACGUGGGCUACAAAAGAAUGAGCACCAAAACAGCAUACACAUAUCGCACCCUCAACGUGAACGCCUGCAAGGACCAUCAGGAAUUCGUCCUGCAAGGACUGCAGAGGACUUCCAGCUACAUGGUCAUCGUGAGGGCUUUCAACCAUGUGGGGACUGGGCCUCCGUCCGAGCAGGUGGUGGUGCAUACGGCAGAUGGAGGUCCUCCAAGAACACCACACGUUAAAGUAAUUCAAACGGGAGGUGUCACUUGCAGCUUGAAAAUUUGGCCUCGAGAAAACAGCAGGAGUCUGCCAACAGCCUUUAUUAUUCACGUUCGAGAGCAAAAUGGCGACCGGCACAAGAUCCAUGUCUCAGUGCUUCCAUCACAGAAUUAUUCAAUCGGUGGCCUCAGUCCUGGAAGACAGUACGAGAUUUUCGUCACUGCGAAGAAUAGGUUUGGAGAAAGCGCUGCUUCGGCGACGAUCAAAAUCAUUACAGAUCAAACCGCAGAUCCUUCCUUGCUGGAACCAUCCACUGAGCCUGUGUACGCCAAAAUGUACUUUGUCGUGCCAAUAGUCGUCUCAGCUAUUGCCAUCUUAAUCAUGCCUUUUAUAGCCUGCUAUUAUCAUUACAAGCUCCAUCCUCGUCCUAUAACUACAGAACUCAUUGAAGAUCGUGACUUCCUUUAUGCGGCAGCUACUCUACAUCGCUUAGAAGCAACUCUCCGGAGAGCUUCACAAGCUUCAGGUACAAUGUCCAGGCCAGUCCCAGCAAGAACCUCAUCGCUUCCAAGGCCUUCCAGAUCCGGCCGAGUGAUCACAACUACCUUACCCAAACCGGAACCACAACCAGUGCCAGAACCGGAGCCUUCUCCAGCGCUUCCAACGUCUUACUCUACGCUGCAGAACUAUGGAACUGCUAUAGCAGAAAAUGAGCCUUCAACACCUCCCGUAAACAAAGCUACCAUUAGCGUGGCAGACGAUAACAGAUAUGAUUCUGUCGUAGAAGAAAUGAGAACGUUCAUCAAGGACAAAGGCUCGACAAAGCCAAAAAAGGUUGAGGCUGAGGCUGAAGUAAUGGAAGACGAUUCUUCGGAUGAUGGCUCCUGACAUCAGAUCACAUUGGAUAUCUAAAAUCUAGACAUCCAAUGUGAAGGAAUAGGAAUGCUUAGCUACUAUUAUAAACAAUUAAUGGGUAUCAACACUACAAGUGUGAUCAUCAGUCAUUAUGAACUUCCCGCAUUGUGGAUUAACUGCAGACUGCUUGGAUUGCUAAACUUUUUUUUACGUGCUAUGUACAGUGCCUCUUUCCUUUAGUCCUGUAUACUAAAAUUAGAACGUAAGGAUUCAUCGAGCUCUAAGUGCUCAUUUCUUGUGCUUUAUAUGUGCAUGAAAAAUAUUUGUAACAUAUAAAAAAUGUGAGUUCUGAGUAUUUCGUUCUGGUGCUGUGCUGGAUUAACUUAUGAAUGAAUGUGUAUGCUUUUUCGGAAUUUGAAGUAACCAAAGGUAAGAGCUCCAAAUGUAGAUAUUUUCUAGAUGGACUUUUAAUGAACGUUCUGAAUGUGACAUUUUGAAUUUUUGAACAAUGGCUUCGCAAAACGAAUCAUAAAUAUUUAUUUGGAGAAAAGUAAAUGUAAAUUUCAUGUAAAGAUUAUUCCCCUUAGAAAAUUCAAAUACUUAUGUGUUUGAAAGCUGAACUUGAAUAUUUUUUUUGCACCCGUGCAUUUUUAGAUUAAAAAUAUCUACAUUCUCUGAAAUAAUAUUAAAAUUGAAUGCUAUCAGCUGCGUGUGUGUGACUGUAAAAAUUACUUAUUAUUAGAAAAAAUAACGUUCAUACGCAAUGUUAUUAAUUGCUUCUAAGACGUGAUUUAUUAUGUAGCUGUAUAUAGCAAUUCUCAAAUUAAAUUUGUAAAACUGAAGCAAAUAAUCAUAUCUUAGAAUUAGUAAGGAGAAGUUUGCUGUCACUUCUUUUUGUUUAUAAUUUUUUUCAGUGUUCAACUCUCCGUUAAUUACAUUUAUUUGUUAGACUUAAGAUUACAGUACGGUUUCGCUUUGGAUCUCUCAAAAUUCUAGCAACAGCUGAAAUUGCUCACCAAAUGGACGCCAUCUUGAAUAAUUUCAAAAUAUGAUGUUUCAUUUCCUAGACUUGUAAACGAUAAUUUUGUAAACUGUCAGAUUUGACUCGUUGCUGCUUUUUAAAAACCUUAUAUCCUAUCGUACUGAGCAUCUACUAUUAAAUACUGUGAUUAACGGAGGGUUAAAUAUAUAUAUAUAUUUCUGUCUGCUUAUUGUGAAAUAUUUAUCUCUUAAAAGCAAUAAAAUGUGAUGCCUUAUUUAUUUUGCUAAAGGUAAGUUAAGCAAAAUAACUAGGCCAGAAGUAAUUCCUUAGCUCUAAUGUGUCACUUUUACCCAAUAUCAUAAUUUAAGGACUCUGUGUGAAAUAGUGUUCUGAUAAAGAGCUUGAAGCCGGUUAACACGAUUUCAAUGAAAUAGAAUUUGUAGUCAGCUAUCUAUGCAAACUCUUCGAUCUCCAUUCAUCCUGGUUACGACAGGAUGAAACUUCAUAAUAAUAUCCAAUAUCCAUAAACAUAUUGGUAUUCAUAAACUGUUCACAAUGAAUAAUUUUCAUAUUGAUCAUUUCAUCCUUUUCUAACUUUUAUUUAAACGAUUUGAUAAACUAUUUAUAUUUUAACUUGAUUUGUUUGUAAAAGAUUUGUUUCUAGAUAUUUACAUAGAAUCGUAUUUGAUACAAAGGCAUUGUACUGUCCAUUUUUCAUAAUAAGUAGAUAGAUCUUUUAUGCCUUUUAUUUAUAACAAUCUUUACGUAAGAAAAUCAAAAACUUGAUACUAUAAAAUAAGAUUGUGUCAUAUAAGUGAAAAUACAGCGUAUCAUUUUAUGUUAUAGAUGUAUGUUACGAUAAAAAAAAACCCAGAUAUGUAAGAAUUAAAUUGAUAUUGAAAUUUUACUUUGAAAUAUUUUUUAAUUGUAAUCGAAAUUUAUUUCUCUUAAAAAUUUAUUUCAAAUUCUUCAUGAACUAAAACUGAUGCUUUUUAACGUUAUAUACGUUAUAAAGAAAUAAAAAGGCGAUAAAUUAUUCCUUUUAUGAUCUGUAUAAAUAAUAUUCUUAACCACUGUAUUAAGCAUUUCAAAUGUAAAAUUCUAAGGAAAGGGAGUGAUUUAUUAUACUAUUUAACGUAAAAUUAUAUCCUUUUCUGCACACAUUUUUAGCAACGAAGUUAUUGGUUCUCAUCAGAAAAUCUUAUCUACUAAAAAUUCCUUUUAUUCAGCAACUAAAAAAAAAAAAAAUCUUUAUGGGUUCGAAAAACGUCUAUAUUUUUUAUUAUUUAUUUAAAAUAAUAUCGUGCUUAUUUUUUUAAACCCUAAAUAAUUAACUAAAUUUCAUGAUUUUUUUUUUGUAUUCAUUGAUUGAAAAUAAAAUGAAAAGAAAACAAUUGUUUACUUCUAAACAUUCACACUUAAAUGUCAUGAAAUUCAUCUAAAUUUUAAGGUUAAAAAUACAAAUUACUUUCUAUUCGUUUGGUUAGGAAAAAUAUAUUUAAUACAUUAUUAAUGUAUAAUUUUCAAAGUUUCUUCAUCAUUUUUAAUUGAAUGAGACAAUAAAUGCAUACAUCAUUGAUAGCAUUGAAUUGAUCGGAAGAAGAAGAAGCAUGUGGCUAUUCCAAUUUUGAUUCUCUUAAUUUUAAUUUCGAUAGUUAAUGUUAUAUGUAAAGAUAUUCUGUAAUAUUUUUUACGUCAAUUACGGCAGAAAUAUUAUUAAAAAUCAUGAGAACCUUUAGAACCAUUUUGUUCCAAAUUUCAACUCUAUUAAAAAUAAAUUACUGUUUUCUUACAUAUCUUUUAAUGCUGUUUUGAACAGUUUAUGAGAAUACUGUGAUCUUAGCUUUAUGUAUAUAUAUACAUUAAGAAUUAGGUUAAUUGGAUUAGUUUUUUGAUAUACUGAAGCGCUCACUUUUUAGAUUUUAAUAAUGUUAUUUGCCGCAUUUCAUUAUAAUUUUACAUUUCCAAAAUUUUUGUAUUUCUGUCUUGUAUUAAAAAUGUUCCUUGUUUCAAACAGUUACUCAAACAAAUCAAAGUCAUUAUUCUUUUGAAUGUGUAUUUCGACGUCUUAUACCAUUAUGAAAAUAUUAAUUUUAUUCAUUAUUUAACACACUAUGCGAUUUCGAAUUAUACAAUUUAGGGGUACAAUAUUUGUCUACACUUCAUGUAAGAAUUGAUUUCUCAGCUCGAUAUAUUGUUUUGCCUCCGUCAUGAUUUUAAAUAAGGUUAAAUUUUUAAUUUAUUAAAUAAUUUCUCCUGUAUUUCAGAAUAAUUUAUCAUUUCUUUAAUUGAGAGGCAUAUAUUUAUCAAAUUUUUUCUGGAAGAUUUUGUAAAAUAUUUUAUUCCAUCCAUUACUUACAGCAGAAAUAAGGAAUACGUAUAUUUUCUUCACAUGGAAAUUUGAAAUCAAAAUUUGAUUGCUAAGAUAUCCAAAUAUUUUUGAUUUUCCUAUAUUUUAUAAGUAUGAUAAGCUUGCUAAGCUAUAAUAAAAUUAUCUUUAAACUAUGCAGUACUUUCGUAUGGAACAUUUUUAUAAGU